AUGUCGUCUGGCUGGCUCGCAAAUUGUGUACAAAAAGGCAAAGUGGCGCAUUCAGACUUGCCCAGCCGCCCGAGGAGCUUCGCCAGCCUCCCUGAUGCGUCCGCCAGGUACGAGAGCCCGCCGGCGUCCCAACUCCAGAGGCUAAUGUGGACCAAGACGGGCAGCGAGUGCAACCACAUGGACCAGGUGCAGCCCAGGAUCUUCUUAGGAGACAUGUACGCCGCCAAAGACAAGCGCAGCCUGAAGGCGCACGGCAUCAGCCACGUUCUGAAUGCCGCCCACGGGAAGUUCAACGUCAAUACGGGCGCCACCUUCUACCGCGACGUCAAGGUGGCGUAUCACGGCGUGGAAGCCUUCGACAUGGUCACCUUUGACCUCAGCGUUUUCUUUUACCGGGCGGCCGACUUUAUCCGGAGCGCCUUGAGUUCGCCCACGGGGCGAGUGCUGGUGCACUGCGCCAUGGGGCUGAGCCGCUCGUCCACGUUGGUGCUGGCCUACCUGAUGAUCCACGAGCGGAUGACGCUGGCGGAGGCCAUCGUGGCAGUCAGCGUCAAGCGCAACAUCGCACCCAACCGCGGCUUCCUGGAGCAGCUGCGGGCGCUGGACGUCGAGCUGCAGUCCCCCAGACACAAAGCCACCGGGGGAACUUGAAAACAGAGCAAAACAAUUUGUUUACGUCCAGAUACACACGUUUUUAUGUCAAUGUUUCCUCAAAAUUAAAAUUGUUGCUCACAAUGA
This is a messenger RNA of Syngnathus typhle (broad-nosed pipefish), 738 nucleotides long. Its product is annotated as dual specificity protein phosphatase 13B-like. The record is from RefSeq and is a predicted model, not a curated record. Lineage: Eukaryota; Metazoa; Chordata; Actinopteri; Syngnathiformes; Syngnathidae. Gene Ontology annotation, biological process: protein dephosphorylation; negative regulation of MAPK cascade. The transcript has 4 exons. The coding region runs from base 1 to 651 and encodes 216 amino acids. Gene Ontology annotation, molecular function: MAP kinase phosphatase activity; protein tyrosine/serine/threonine phosphatase activity. Gene Ontology annotation, cellular component: cytoplasm.